Messenger RNA from Closterium sp. NIES-65, 4482 nucleotides. Lineage: Eukaryota; Viridiplantae; Streptophyta; Zygnematophyceae; Desmidiales; Closteriaceae. The record is from the annotation of a GenBank genome assembly.
AUGGGCGGAGUGAAGCGACGACUGGCGGCGGAAACAGUCUCCGCGGUGCGCGACGAUGGCGAUGCGGCGACGACGGUGGCGACGAAAGCGAAGAGGAGUGAGCGACGGCUGACGAGGGAGAUGGAUCGGAACGAGCAGGCCGAGGCGGCGCGGCGCGACGAGGGGCGAGAAGAUCGAUUCGGCGAAUACGAAGAGCGCGAGGAGAGCGGGGAGAGCGGGGAGAGCGGGGACGAGGGGACAGAGAAGAUCGUGGCGGAAGCAGGGGAGAAAGGGGAGGAAGCGGGUGGGGAAGGGGAGGAGGUUGAGGAGGAGGAGGAGGAGGAGGAGGAGGAGGAGGAGGAGGAGGAGGAGGAGGAGGAGGAGGAGGAGGAGGAGGAGGAGGAGGAGGAGGAGGAGGAGGAGGAGGAAAAGGUGGAUUAUGGAGAAGACGAGAUUGAUAGAGAGGAAUACGAGGGGGAGGGUAAGGAGGAGCGGGAGGGGGGAAAUGGCCGAAAUGCAGAAAAGACGAGGGAAGAGGGGGCGGGUAAAGAGGAGGAGGAAGAGGAAGGGAAGGAGGCGGAGGAGGGGGAAGAGGAGGAGUCGGAUGAGGAGAGUGAGGAGGGGGAAGAGGUGUGGGAGGGAAGGGAGCAGUCAAAGUCAGUGCAGGAGGGGGGUGAUGGAUGGAUGGAUGAAGAUGGCGAGGAGGAAGAAGAGGAGGAGGAAGAAGAGGAGGAGGGGGAGGAUGUGGAGGAGGAGGAGGACGACGAGGAAGAAGAGGAAGAAGAAGAGGAGGAAGAAGAGGAGGACGGGGAGGGGGAGGAGUUGAUGGAGGCGGAGAGGGCAGUGAGGGAGAGGGAGGUGAGGGGCGUGCGGGUGGAGGGCUUCCGUGUGGUGCGCCGCUCGGGCACUCGCCUGCACUUCUGCGCCAAGUGCCACUUCCCCAUCGCCUCCUACGGCCGCCUUGUAAGUUCCCCUGGCACGUCCCCCCAUCACCACCGCUCUCAACCGCACUACCACGUGCCUCUCCCCACUGCCUCGCGCACCUCACCUCCCCCCACUGCCUCGCGCACCUCCCCCCACUGCCUCACGCACCCCUCCUCUUUCACCUCCGCACCCCCCCUCCUUCACCUCUGCACCCCUCCUCUUUCACCUCCGCACCCCCCCUCCUUCACCUCUGCACCCCUCCUCUUUCACCUCCGCACCCCCCCUCCUUCACCUCUGCACCCCUCCUCUUUCACCUCCGCACCCCCCCUCUUUCACCUCUGCACCCCCCCUCUUUCACCUCUGCACCCCUCCUCUUUCACCUCCGCACCCCUCCUCUUUCACCUCCGCACCCCUCCUCUUUCACCUCCGCACCCCUCCUCUUUCACCUCCGCACCCCUCCUCUUUCACCUCUGCACCCCUCCUCUUUCACCUCCGCACCCCUCCUCUUUUGCCUCCGCAACCCCCCUCUUUCACCUCCACGUUCCCUCCUCAUUCUCCUCUCUCUCACUCCCUUCUGAGCUAGGCAUGAGCACGGUGCGCCUCUGUUCAUCCGUUUCCACCCCCGCCCGCCACCAGGAGCCUUGCACGCACGCAUUCUGCCUCAAGUGUGCCUCUGCGCUCAAAGCCUGCUACAGAAUUAUCACGCUAUUCACACCCAUCCGUCGCAACCUUCUUCCUUCUCCUCCUCCCCAUCCCCGUGACAUGACCAUCCUCCGCUCCCCUCCCCAUCUGUUCACCCAUCCCGCCAUCCCCUCACCCACCCCCUCACGCAUCCCCUCACCAUCCCGCCCUCCCAGCACCCUCUACAUCUGCGCUGCACCCAACUUCUACACCUUGUGCCUGGCGCCUAUCACAGCAGUGCACCCUGUCUCCGCGUACCAAGGAGGCCUCUACAUCUGCGCCGCCCCCAACUGCUUCCUCUCCUUCCCCCGCCUCUCUCUCCUCUCCUCCCACACCCGCUCCGCCCACCCAUCGAUCGCCCCCCACCCCUCCCGCCCCCACCUCCUCCUCCCCACUCCUCCCUCACUCACUCCCGCCACCUCGCCUGAAAGUAUAUGCGCGAUGGGAGGGGCGGAGGGAGGGGAGGAGGGGCAUGAAGAGGGGUGGCAUGGGCAGGGCUUUGGGCGGUCAGUGUUGGCGGAUGGGGGAGGGAAGGCAGUCGCAGUGGCAGGGGCGACAGCAGGGCUAGCAGGAGCAGCAGCGAUGGCAGCGGCAGUAGCAGCCGGAGCAGCAGGAGCGGGAUCAACAGGAGGAGCAGGAGCAGGGGGAGGAGGGGGAGGUUCAGGUGGAGUGGUUGGGGGGUCUGGGCCGAGUAGAGCAGGUGCAACUGCUGGGGUCCCUGCGAGUCCCUCUGGCGGUGUUGCUGCUGGGAGGCUGGGCGGAGGAAAGGCAGGAGGGGGCGGAGGAAUAGCAAGGGGAGGAGGGGGUGGGGGAGUCGGGGGUGGUGAAAGGGGAGCAGUGGGGGCAGUGGGGUCGGGUGCGGCUGGUGGAAGCUCACUCAGUGCAGGGCGGGCAUCCCCCACUGCUGCUCCCCUUCCCCCUUCACCUGCUGCCCUCAGGCCCUCCGCUUCCCCCCACGCCCCACCUGCUUCCCCACACGCCCCAGCCUCCCUCCCCCCUCCCCUCCCGCCGCCCGCGCGCCAGCCACCCCUCCCUCUGCACUCUGCUGGGCCCCCUCUUCCCUCUCCUCCAGAAUCUGCUCGUUCAGGCAGCUUUGCCCCGCUUGCACCCUCAUUGUCUCCCAUGCAACUGCAGCAGCAGCAGCAGCAGCAGCAGCAGCAGCAACAACAGCAGAAGCACCCUCCACUUCCGCCUCCCCCUUCAUCCCUUCCCUCCCGCCCCCUUCCACCUCCCUCACUCGCUCCCUCAAACCUCCCCCCACAACCCAACCCUCCCCCUGUCCCCCGCCCCCCUACCCUCCCUCAACCCCCCCUUCCACUGUCUGCUCCUCCUUCCUCCCCUUCCUCUACCUUCUUCUCUUCGCACACCCACUCUCCAUCCCACCCGCCUCUCCCUCCCAGCAGCAGUGCAUUCCAAUCCACUCCCCCUAAUCCUCCUCAUUCUGGCUUCCCUUCUCCCUCUCUCAAUCGUCCCCCUCUCCCUCCACCUCCCACCCCUUCCACCCCUCCCAACCCCUCACAAUCCACCCGGCAACCUCCCCUCCCUCCUCACUUCCCUUCCGCGCCCUCAUCUCUCCCACCCCAAUUCUCCUCUCCCCCUGCCCCUGCUCGCCCCCCCACUAUGCCCCCUCUCCCUGCCAACUACCUGCCUGCCACACCACCCACUCCCUCCUACCCUCCCUCUUCCCCCUCGCCCUCCCACCAACAGCAGCAGCAGCAGAACCAGCAAGCUCAGAAUUCCCGCAUUAUGGGAGGAGGCAUGGGAGGAGGUAUGGGAGGAGGUAUGGGGGGAGGCAUGGGGGGAGGCAUGGGAGGAGGCAUGGGAGGAGGCAUGGGAGGAGGCAUGGGAGGAGGCAUGGGAGGAGGCAUGGGAGGAGGAAUGGGAGGAGGUAUGGGAGGGAUGGCGCGAGAUGGAGGUGCCUUUGCAGGGGGGCAAUUCUUCCCCCAAGGGCCCUCUUCAGGGGGGCUGGGUGCUUUUGCUGCUGGCCCUGGUGGCGCCAUGGGAGGGGGAAUGGGAGGGGGCAUGGGAGGAGGGAUGGGAGGAGGGAUGGGUGGGGGAAUGGGAGGAGGUAUGGGAGGGGGGAUGAUGGGUGGAAGUAUGGGAGGGGUUGGGAUGGGUGGAGUGGAUGGAGGUGGUAUGACUGGCUAUAACAUGCCUCCACUUCCCCCUUCGAGGCAUGCAGGGCCGCACGGGAAUUAUCGCAUGGACAGGCCUGGAGAUGGGGCAGUCUUUCUUCCUCCAGCAGACGAGAAAGGCCACAAGAUGACACCACUUGUUUUCGCCGCCAAACCGCCGCGGCAUGAUGCACUCGGCGCGUCGCGAUCCGUCCUCGCCGCCGCCUCCUUGCUUCUCCUCCUCGCCUCGUCCAUCCCUCCCAUCGCCGGUGCCUCUUCGCCGACGGACCGCCGGAAUCUGCUGUCGGCUGCCACGUCAGCGCAGCUGACGGAAAUUCAGGGCGCGCUGGCGGCGCUGGCGGCGGGGAGCCCAGCGUUCCUCCUCAUGGCGUCGCAGUCAGAUUUGGUAACCACAAUGCGCGACAUUCUAGGAGGCAACAAGAAGGCCACCAUUCUCAUGCCCCUGCCCAACGCCAUGGAUGCUGUGGUGGGCGGUGCAGUGACAGUCUGUAACGGGUACACUACAGACGAAACUACACUCUAUCAAAUCAUUGACGGAUAUAAAUCACACGCGGAUCUGCUAGCGGGUGCUCCUGGCACGCAGUACUCAACGCUGCUUCCAGGAAAGUACCUGGUGAAGAACAGUGCAAGCAACGCAACGCACGUGGUGCUGCAGGCGCCAUCCAAUGAGCGCAACGCCACCAUAGUGUACCCCAACCUGUACAAGGGCACAUCCUUCUAUGUCCAUGGCAUUAACAAUAUACUCGUGCCCGACAAGCAAUGA